This is a messenger RNA of Daktulosphaira vitifoliae (grape phylloxera), 2212 nucleotides long. RefSeq names its product ataxin-1-like (gene Atx-1). Lineage: Eukaryota; Metazoa; Arthropoda; Insecta; Hemiptera; Phylloxeridae. Bases 492 to 1829 code for a protein of 445 amino acids. Gene Ontology annotation, biological process: regulation of DNA-templated transcription; anatomical structure development. Gene Ontology annotation, cellular component: nucleus. The transcript is spliced from 3 exons. The record is from RefSeq and is a predicted model, not a curated record. Gene Ontology annotation, molecular function: RNA binding; protein binding.
CUGUGUAAUCGUACAUUUGCGCCGCGCACCUCCGCCGCCUCCGUCCGUAUUUUCGCAUGCGUUGUCACUACUACACUACCACCAGUGUAAUAAUACACUUUGUUCAAUCCGGGAGCGCGCACCGUGUGUACACCAAGCGGUCGGUCUGUCUCUCUCUCCGUCGCUCGCAUCAUUUCUCCUCGUCUCGAACCGCGAGCCGGCUCAGCGCCGUCCGUAGUAGUAGUAGUAAUAGUGACUAGUGAGGUACCGACCGAGUGUCAGUGUGUGCUGUUUGUGUGCAACGUAAUCGCCUUCUCGCGCGCGCCGCACACUCGACCUUUUAUAAUAUUGUUUUCAAUUAAUAUUCAGAACUGUCUGAAUUUAACCACCGCUGCCGAAGUUUUUUAGUUGUUUGCCGGUCGCUGUAAUUACGCGUGCACCCGACGGAAAAUGCUUAUCAGUCUUACCGGCGCACAAACCUACAGAACAUCAGGCGUAUCUCGUAAUUCACAAUGAUCACUAGUGGUCUCGUGGUGGACGGUGUCGGCCAUGGGUUGCCGACCCAUCUGCCGUAUAACCAUCCCGUCCACAAUCGUAUGUCGUAUAUGGAACCACCGUACUUGAAAGCCGUACCGGUACCGUCGUCACAAUCGGCCGAACCGGUGGCCUCCGCUACGCCAGAGUUCCUCAGGCCCCUGCCAAAACCGGCACCGGUGAACCCGUUGAAAGUUCCCCGGGCCUCGAAAUAUCCUUUGUCAUCGGACGGCGGCAAUUGCCGUCCGGUCAACUUGACUCAAGCCAAAGAACCACCGCUGUCGGAACAUCUCAGAAUGGACGACCGGCACCAUCCGUACUCAACCAUGUACGGACACCCCAGACUGUACGUGAGCGCAUCGCCGUAUCAUUCGUAUCCAAUGCCUGCGCCUUACGGGGUGUAUACCAGCCCGUACACGCCCGUCGUGCCCAGGGACACGAGGCACCAUCUGAUGCAGCCGCCACAAGAACGCAGGUACCCCAGCCCACCGACCAAGAGCAGUCGCACCAGUCCUCUAUCGUCGCCACCGGAACAGUUCAAAGUACCUAAUGGAAGAGAUAAGUCAGUUUCACAACAACAACCUCAACCAAAACUGUUGCCGCCGCCUCCGCCCCCAGUACUACCCCCACCAGCGGUAGUGACCACGGCCUCAGCGGAGCCCCCAUUGAAAAAGAUAAGGACGACGCCCGAACCGUCUUCGCCACCGGCCAAAACGUCCAACUUUACCAAAGGUUCGUUAAUACGGCUGGCCAACGGGCAUAUCAAAAAAGUUGAAGACAUGAGGACUGAAGACUUUUUGAGUUCAGUUGAAAACAGCGAUAAGCACCGGAUAGAUCCCAGCACGGUGGUCAGAAUCGAACCGGUGAUGGACGCGGCCUCUGCCAAAGGGAGCAGCAUCAUUAGGAUCACCCUCAGUUACGGCGACCAAAGAAAUCGGGUCGGAGCGGACAACAAAAGGACGUUGGCGCCGAGCAAGUCGCACCAAGUGGAGAUGGAGAGCGGUGCGGAGCAUCCUUAUUUCGUGUUCGGCCGUGGCUGGGCAUCCUGGAGCCCGUCCAAGACGCUGGCCAAGUACGGUCUGACGUGCCAGCGGUUGCAGGUGGGCGACGUGUGCGUUUCGCUGUCAAAACGUUCUGACGCGGCCGCUUACGGUAAACGGAGACAGCAAUUACCGGCCACCAACGCUGGCCCUCUACAACAGCCACCGCCGCCCCAAACACUUCAUCAUCAUCAACAGUCGGCCGGCGACGACAAGAAAACCGGCGGCCGGAACAAGAGACGGUGGUCGGCGCCAGAUCCUGAACCCGCUACUUAAUAACGAAAUACCGCGAAAAAUUGUCCGAUCGAUAUUAUUUUGUUAUUAUAUUUUUUCGCCUUUACAUUGUUUAAAUUGCCAUCCUCCCCCAACCCAAACUCGUGCCCUUCGUUGAGUGUUGAUUGAAUGAAUAAACGUUAUGGCAUUCAGUGCGCCAAGAAAUGUAAAUUAAAACAAAAUAUUUCGCCACCGCGAAAAUGAUUUUUCUUGGCUUUUUCGAGUGUGCUGUUACUGUCAUAACAUUCUUUUAAGAAAGAAAUCGGUUUUAAUGUACACAGUCCGCCAUUUGUGAUUUCUUUAGUCAUAAGACGCGAUAAAAAAAUCAAGAGUAAACGUUACGACAAUUUCAUAGAUUAUUUUUGUAGUGCCAAAAAAAAAAUAAA